AUGGCGUCCGCCGACCCUGUGCAGCUGAUCCGCCGGAAACCAAUCUACGAUGUCUCCUCCAGCGAACCCAGCACACGCGACAUCAGCGCUACAACUCCUGCACCCGCCAGUGGCAUAACCGACAAGCCCCAAGAACAGGAACAGCCCUCCGACUCCGACUCGAAGCCAACCCGGCGCAACUCUCCCACCACUCGGCUCGCAGCGCAGAUUAAAGAGAGCCGCCUAUUCCUUCACUCAAAAGCGGUCGCAGCUGAAGAUGCCGUCAACAACGGCAUGUCACGCUUCAUGGCCGCCGAGCACAGCUUCACUUCGACCAUUGCCUCGCUUGCACCACCCAAAGAAUCCAAUGAGAAACUCUUGCCAGGCGGCAUAUACGUCCUAGUAGCGGCCAUGGCUGGCAGCAUCAUCAGCCGGAAUCGCAACAUCCUACUACGUUUCGCGACUCCACUCGCCACAGGUGUGACGGCUGCACAUUACGUCGUCCCACGCACGACGCAGAAUGUGGGCAAUUUGGUCUGGAGUUACGAGGAGAAGUUUCCCGUUGUGAGGGACAACCACCUAAGAAUCAGCGAGGGUGUGAGGMACUUCAUCGAAACGGGCAAGGCACAUAGUCAGAUGGGAUACUACAAGGCCGAAGAGAAAGUUGUAGAGGCAAAGGAGAGCGUCCUGGACUUUGUACGCAAAGGGUGGUGA
Molecule: messenger RNA, 693 nt
Organism: Ramularia collo-cygni
Lineage: Eukaryota; Fungi; Ascomycota; Dothideomycetes; Mycosphaerellales; Mycosphaerellaceae
Product: related to mitochondrial protein
Exons: 2
Coding region: 1-693 (230 amino acids)
Biological process (GO): cristae formation
Cellular component (GO): mitochondrial crista junction; MICOS complex
Source: RefSeq, a predicted model, not a curated record